AUGUGGGCUGCCGCUGCUGCUCCCAAGUCGCAUCUUGGCCGUUAUCGCCUCCUAGCCCCUACGGCUGCGGUCAAGGUGAGUCCGCUCUGUCUCGGUGCAAUGAACUUUGGCGAUGCUUGGAAGGAAAGAAUGGGCGAGUGUGACAAGGAGACAUCUUUCAACAUUAUGGACACUUUCUAUGACAAUGGAGGCAAUUUCAUUGACACUUCGAACAAUUAUCAAGAUGAAGAAUCCGAAGCCUGGGUUGGUGAGUGGAUGGAAAAGCGCGGAGUGCGAGACGAGAUUAUCCUAGCCACCAAAUACACGUCUCCAUACGUUCUGCAUGAUAAAAGUAAGAUUCAGGCCAACUAUAUUGGAAACAAUGCAAAGAGCUUGAAAACUUCUGUGGAGGCGAGCUUGCGGAAGUUAAGAACGGAUUAUAUUGAUCUGCUUUACGUCCACUGGUGGGACUGGAGUACUUCUGUCGAGGAGGUGAUGACCUCACUCAACCACCUCGUCACCUCCGGCAAAGUACUUUACCUAGGAAUCAGCGACACUCCCGCUUGGGUCGUGAGCAAAGCCAAUCAAUACGCCCGAGACAAUGGCCUACGACCCUUCUCCGUCUACCAAGGCCAAUGGAACGCCGCACGCCGUGACUUCGAACGCGAUAUAAUCCCCAUGUGCGCCGCCGAAGGCAUGGGUCUAUGUCCAUGGGGAUCACUCGGCAGCGGAGCCUUCAAAACAGUCGCGCAGCGUGAAGAGCUGGAUAAAAACGGGAACCCAGGCCGACAAGUCGCGACACGGGAGAUUGAUAUCGAAGUAUCGAAAGUAUUGGAGAAGAUUGCUACUCGCCAUAAUAGCACUAUCACAAGUGUGGCGUUGGCUUAUGUUAUGCACAAGUUCCCCUAUGUGUCGCCCAUUGUUGGUGGACGGAAGGUUGAGCACUUGCAUGGCAAUAUUAAGGCCUUGGAGCUACAGCUUGAACAGCAAGAUAUUGAUCAUAUUGAGGGGGCUUAUGAGUUUGAUAUUGGAUUUCCGAUGGCAUUCCUCCUCUCUGACAGCACGGAAGCGCAUCCUCAAAAUUCGAGGUUCUUGAAGUCUGCGGCGAGAAUGGAUUAUCCUGAUUUGGUGCGACCUCCGUCUUUUAAGCCUUUGGAUCGGGUUUGA
Molecule: messenger RNA, 1146 nt
Organism: Penicillium angulare
Lineage: Eukaryota; Fungi; Ascomycota; Eurotiomycetes; Eurotiales; Aspergillaceae
Product: aldo/keto reductase
Exons: 5
Coding region: 1-1146 (381 amino acids)
Molecular function (GO): oxidoreductase activity
Source: RefSeq, a predicted model, not a curated record